Messenger RNA from Mytilinidion resinicola, 558 nucleotides. RefSeq lists its product as uncharacterized. The transcript is spliced from 2 exons. Lineage: Eukaryota; Fungi; Ascomycota; Dothideomycetes; Mytilinidiales; Mytilinidiaceae. Bases 40 to 420 code for a protein of 126 amino acids. The record is from RefSeq and is a predicted model, not a curated record.
UCGUAAACCCUCCCCUCCCUCUGAUACCGCACGUGCUUGAUGCCCCCCGCCAGGGAUCCAGCGGGGUGCGCGCGCCGCUCACACUCCACGAGCCCAACCCGCGCAUUGUCCACCGCGCAAAUGUUUUCUCGAGGCAGUGCAACACGUGCCCUUAUCUGCCCUGUUCUCACUCGUAGCAACGGCCGCGCUCGAAAACCCCCCAUCACGCACCCUCGCCCCCCCCCCAACGGGCUAAACAAGCAACCUCCAUACCAUACCACAGCUCCACCCGCACCGUGCGAACCGAACACGACGCUUCUAGACUCGCCCGCGGGCAGCACCGCCUCCACUCCACUCUAUCUACUCGCCACGGCGCAUAUUGCGCGCGCAAGGAGUGGAGUGGUAUGGGACGACUCACUAUACCGUGCGUCGCGCCGUUAGAACUAGUUGCAUUGCACGAGAGAAAAAUGAGAAAAAGUUAAAUCGGCGCACUUUUGCAGGGGUGGGGCAGGGGGGGCUAAGACUAAUGCACGGGUGGAAAGUAUGGAGGUUGAUGCAUAAUUUGUAGUUAUUGCAAGG